CAGAGCUCCCACUCCAUUACUGCUACAACUCACAGCCUUCCCCUCAACUGUCCCCGCUACCUAAUUCUCAAGGAACAUCUUCCUAUUAGCAUAUUCAACAUUUCGCUCUCGCAAUGUCUACCUCUGCUCGCCGUCGUCUCAUGAGAGAUUUCAAGAGAAUGCAAACAGACCCGCCGGCCGGUGUUAGUGCGUCUCCCAUUAGCGAUAAUGUCAUGACCUGGAACGCCGUUAUAAUUGGUCCUGUUGAUACUCCAUUUGAGGAUGGCACUUUCCGUCUCGUUAUGCAUUUCGAAGAGCAGUACCCGAACAAGCCUCCGUCUGUGAAAUUCAUCAGUCAAAUGUUCCACCCAAAUGUCUACGCCACUGGUGAACUUUGUUUGGAUAUCUUGCAAAAUAGAUGGAGCCCAACCUAUGAUGUUGCCGCUAUUCUGACCAGUAUUCAAAGUCUUCUGAACGACCCAAAUACAUCUAGCCCAGCCAACGUCGAGGCCUCGAACCUUUAUAAGGACAAUAAGAGAGAAUAUGUUAAGAGGGUCCGUGAGACAGUGGAGAAAAGCUGGGAGGGGUGUUGACACUCACCAUUUACCGAAAGUAGUCCUAUUCUCUUGGGCGUUGAAGGGAUCUUUUUUCUUCUUUUUCUCCAGUCAAUACCAUCGUAGGUUUGAAUGUCGUGGAAAACCUCAACGAGGCUAUCAGAGGCCUGGUUCUUUCUUACUUUACUCCUCAUACCAUUAACUCUCAUUACCCUACCUGGCUUUCGGUUUUUUGUGUCUUUGUUUCUCGCAUUGGUUUCCUCCGCUCUGCAGGGUUUCAUAUUUUUCUGAUAUUUAAUCCUAGGUCUUCCUUGAUCUACUGUUUCCUAAUAAACUCCUCCGUAAUGAAA
This is a messenger RNA of Tuber melanosporum (Perigord truffle), 883 nucleotides long. RefSeq lists its product as uncharacterized. Gene Ontology annotation, molecular function: ubiquitin conjugating enzyme activity. NCBI's taxonomy places the organism in Eukaryota, Fungi, Ascomycota, Pezizomycetes, Pezizales, Tuberaceae. The coding region runs from base 114 to 572 and encodes 152 amino acids. The transcript is spliced from 4 exons. The record is from RefSeq and is a predicted model, not a curated record. Gene Ontology annotation, cellular component: HULC complex. Gene Ontology annotation, biological process: protein polyubiquitination; DNA repair; proteasome-mediated ubiquitin-dependent protein catabolic process.